Molecule: messenger RNA, 666 nt
Organism: Dama dama (fallow deer)
Lineage: Eukaryota; Metazoa; Chordata; Mammalia; Artiodactyla; Cervidae
Gene: DUSP29
Product: dual specificity phosphatase 29
Exons: 3
Coding region: 1-666 (221 amino acids)
Biological process (GO): negative regulation of MAPK cascade; protein dephosphorylation
Cellular component (GO): cytoplasm
Molecular function (GO): MAP kinase phosphatase activity; protein tyrosine/serine/threonine phosphatase activity
Source: RefSeq, a predicted model, not a curated record
AUGACAUCCGGAGAACCGAAGACAGGCCUCAAGAACGUCUACCCAUCUGCCAAGAAGCUGCUGCCGAAGGUGGAGGAAGAGGAGGAGGCUGAGGAUUACUGUACUCCUGGAGCCUUCGAGCUGGAGCGUCUCUUCUGGAAAGGCAGUCCCCAGUACACCCACGUCAAUGAGGUCUGGCCCAAGCUCUACAUCGGCGAUGAGGCAACCGCGCUGGACCGCUAUGGGUUGCAGAAGGCAGGCUUCACCCACGUGCUGAACGCUGCCCACGGCCGCUGGAACGUGGACACCGGGCCCGACUACUACCGCGACAUGGCCAUCGAGUACCAUGGCGUCGAGGCUGAUGACCUGCCCACCUUUGACCUCAGCGUCUUCUUCUACCCAGCAGCCGCUUUCAUUGACGCUGCCCUCCGCUAUGAUCACAAUAAGAUCCUGGUUCACUGCGCCAUGGGCCGCAGCCGGUCGGCGACCCUGGUCCUGGCCUACCUGAUGAUCCACAGGAACAUGACCCUGGUGGACGCCAUCCGGCAAGUGGCCAAGAACCGCUGUGUCCUACCCAACCGGGGCUUUCUGAAGCAGCUCCGGGAACUGGACCGGCAGCUGGUGCAGCAGAGGCGACAGGCCCGGCGCAGUGAGGCCGCCGAGAAGGCCCUUGAGCAGGCGCCGUAG